AGGCCAACAGCGUGGGGCGGCGGCGACGUCGACGACCGGGGCUGGGAGCACUGGCGGCCAGGGUCGCAGCCAUGGCCGAGUCUGUGGAGCGGCUGCAGCAGUGGGUCGAGGAGCCGGAGCGGGAACUGGCCCAGGAGAGAAGUCGCCGGGCCCUGGGGGGUGGCGAUGGAGGAGGCGGUCGGGCCUGCGUCGAAAAGAUGAGCCCCGAAGUGGUGGAUUCCAACCCCUACAGCCGCCUGAUGGCAUUGAAACGAAUGGGAAUUGUAAGCGACUAUGAGAAAAUCCGUACCUUUGCUGUAGCAAUAGUAGGUGUUGGUGGAGUUGGCAGCGUGACUGCUGAAAUGCUGACAAGAUGUGGCAUUGGUAAGUUGCUACUCUUCGACUAUGACAAGGUGGAACUGGCCAAUAUGAAUAGACUUUUCUUCCAACCUCAUCAAGCAGGAUUAAGUAAAGUUCAAGCAGCAGAACAUACUUUGAGGAACAUUAAUCCUGAUGUUCUUUUUGAAGUACACAACUACAAUAUAACCACAGUAGAAAACUUUGAACGUUUCAUGAAUAGAAUAAGUAAUGGUGGAUUAGAAGAAGGAAAACCUGUUGACCUAGUUCUUAGCUGUGUGGACAGUUUUGAAGCUCGAAUGACAAUAAAUACAGCUUGUAAUGAGCUUGGACAAACAUGGAUGGAGUCUGGGGUCAGUGAAAAUGCAGUUUCAGGGCAUAUACAGCUCAUAAUUCCUGGAGAAUCUGCUUGUUUUGUGUGUACUCCACCACUUGUAGUUGCUGCAAAUAUUGAUGAGAAGACGAAACGAGAAGGUGUUUGUGCAGCCAGUCUUCCUACCACUAUGGGAGUGGUUGCUGGGAUCUUGGUACAAAAUGUGUUAAAGUUUCUGGUAAAUUUUGGUACGGUUAGUUUUUACCUUGGAUACAAUGCAAUGCAGGAUUUUUUCCCUACUAUGUCCAUGAAGCCAAAUCCUCAGUGUGAUGACAGAAGUUGUAGGAAGCAACAGGAAGAAUAUAAGAAAAAGGUAGCAGCACUGCCCACACAGGAGGUUGUUCAAGAAGAGGAAGAGAUAAUACAUGACGACAAUGAGUGGGGUAUUCAGUUGGUACCUGAGGUUUCAGAAGAGGAACUGAGAAAUUCUUCAGGUCCAAUUCCUGACUUACCUGAAGGAAUUACAGUGGCAUAUACAGUUCCCCCAAAGCAAGAAGAUUCUGUACCUGAAGUAACAGUGGAAGAUUCUGGUGAAAGCUUGGAAGACCUCAUGGCCAAGAUGAAGAGCAUGUAAAUAAUGGACUGGGCUGUAUUUUAUUUCCUGUGUCUAAACCUGUUCCCUAGCAAUUAAAAAAAAAUCAUUUAAAACUGAGAAAACUUAGGGCAACAUCAGUUGAUGUAUAAUCUUCACUGAACUAUUAUAUUUUUAAAAAAUACUGUGACUAUUGCUUGUUACCCGCCCCCCCCCCACUUCAACUAAAUCAGAAACUCUCCUAAAACUCAUGUUUCAUUCUAGUAAGAAAACUUCAAAGGAUUAUUGCAGGCAGUUAUAAAUCUUAUUUAAAACUUAGCCAUUGAACUGUUUUGGCCUUUUGGGAGGGGUGGGAAGAAAGGACCGAUUUGAUUUGCCUGAGGCCAUGGACAACAGAAUAGUGUGUGGUCAAAUAUAGGGAAAGGACAAGAGGUACAACCUAUUGAUUCGAGCCAGCAGGCAUCUACUCAUUGUGUUUGGAAUUGCUCUCUACAGGAAAACUGCCCACGACUACUAACUUGAGCAAUAAUGAAUUUCAAAUAGUAAACCUGUAAAAUAAAAACAUCCUUUCAAAUGUUCCCUGAUGAAACACAAGCUGAAAUACAGUCAUUGGAAAAGUUUGUAAACCUCUGAAUUAUAUAUUCAAAACAAGACAGAGGCAAAUAAGAGGAAGCUUUCUUCAUGGAUAGACAGAUAAACAUAUUUUCAGGAUGUACAAAUUCUAUUUCUGCACUGAUUAAGAAAAAGCAUAUCGUCUGUGGAACGUAUAUCUGAGUCAGUGUGCUUU
Globicephala melas (long-finned pilot whale) is the source of this 2028-nucleotide messenger RNA. Its product is annotated as ubiquitin-like modifier-activating enzyme 5. Gene Ontology annotation, cellular component: cytoplasm; cytosol. Gene Ontology annotation, biological process: protein ufmylation. The record is from RefSeq and is a predicted model, not a curated record. Lineage: Eukaryota; Metazoa; Chordata; Mammalia; Artiodactyla; Delphinidae. Gene Ontology annotation, molecular function: UFM1 activating enzyme activity.